AUGGCACCUCCACACCGGACCUUCCCAGGCACCAAGCUCCCCCGGGACCACAUGGCCAACCUGGAUGCACGUCUCACACGGCUCUGGCCGGACUCCCCUGCCGCAGCUCACUCUGGGUACUCUGGCCGCGCGAGCCUCAUCCCUAUCCAGCAGCUGUUUGCCCUGGCAGCCGUCCAGGGGAAACGUCUCGUCCUUGCAGGCCACUCCAUGGGAGGAGCAGUGGCCACGCUGUGCGCGCUGAGCCUGCUGCGCUCCCUGCCUCUGUCCGCGCACGGGCUGGUGGCAUGCGUGGGCUUUGCCACCCCCCCCUUGGGGAACGCACACCUGGCGGGGAUGGUGACGGGUGAGGGCUGGGACUCGCGAAUCCACAACUACCUCCUGCCUGAGGACUGGGUGCCAGAGCUCAUCAACUCUUUGCGCCGGCUGAACCGGCCCCGCGAGGGAGAGCGGAAGGGCCUGGUGGAGGACAGCAAGUACGCAGCCCGCACCGCCACCGCCAUCCACGAGCGGGCAGCCGCAGGGGCCCUGGGCAUGCGACUGCCUGGCUUGGCAGGCGGGGCGAUCCGUGCCCUGGGAUCGACGGUCCUCCACACCUGCACACGCUUCCUUCCCCUGGCCCUGCUGCCACUGGGACAACAGCUGCACCUGCCCGGCCACGGGCACAGGGGCGUGCUGGACCCAGCGUGGGACCCGCACCCGCUGAUCCCGGCGUGCCCGAGGGGCUUCCUGAAGAUGCACCGCAUGAUCAGCUACCGCACCAGGCUCCUGGAGUUGUGCGUGGACUAG
Auxenochlorella protothecoides is the source of this 786-nucleotide messenger RNA. RefSeq lists its product as hypothetical. The transcript has 4 exons. Gene Ontology annotation, biological process: lipid metabolic process. The coding region runs from base 1 to 786 and encodes 261 amino acids. NCBI's taxonomy places the organism in Eukaryota, Viridiplantae, Chlorophyta, Trebouxiophyceae, Chlorellales, Chlorellaceae. The record is from RefSeq and is a predicted model, not a curated record.